CCUAACGCAAACGUCCGGGUCCAGAGAGGGACCAGAGUACAAACUCCUCCCACGAGUCCGAACCUGGCAUACUAGGGCCCAGGCCUGGACCGAAGGAAUCGCGUCUCUUCCCUUCGGUACCUCGCUUAGCCCGCCUCGGAAGCGAGCUCAGGCUGAGGCGAGCCGGCCCCGCCCGUGAGCGCGCGAGUGCGCGCACGCGUACUGCUCCGCUCGGGUGGCGCCCGCCAGAGUUGAUGUUAGCCAUGGAAACCGGGAGCGGCUGCGGAGGCCUCUCUGGGAUCUUGUUGUGGGACCGCUGCAGCUUCUCUGCCUCCGCCUUCCGGCCGCAGCCAGCUUCCAGGUGGGAGUGCUUACCCGGGUUUACCAGCAGAAAUGCAGACUCCAGGCUGCCUUCGCGCCGCCCCUUCCCUCGAGUGAUUCGAGAGACUUCUGGUUACAGAAAAGGAUGUGAUUUUCAGAAUAAUCCUGCGUGAGAAGGAUGAGUCCAGAUGUGCCUCUGCUGAAUGAUUACAAACAGGACUUCUUUCUGAAGCGCUUUCCACAGACUGUUCUAGGAGGCCCUCGACUCAGAUUAGGCUUUUAUGCCCCUCCUUACGUAUAUGUUAAUCAAAUUAUCCUUUUUCUGAUGCCAUGGGUUUUGGGUGGAAUAGGAACACUUUUGUACCAGCUGGGCAUCCUGAAAGACUAUUAUACGGCAUCACUUUCAGGUGGACUAAUGCUUUUCACUGCAUUUGUCAUCCAGUUCACAAGUUUAUAUGCCCAAAACAAAUCAGCAACAGUACAAAGAAUGCUAACUACAGAUAUCUUAGCAGAGGAAGAUGAGCAUGAAUUUACAAGCUGUGCUGGUGCUGAGACUGUCAAAUUUCUAAUUCCUGGAAAGAAAUAUAUAGCCAAUAUAGUUUUUCAUUCUGUUCUUGCUGGGCUAGUAUGUGCUCUUGGAACAUGGUAUCUGCUUCCAAAUAGAAUAACCUUGCUGUAUGGCAGUAUAGGAGGCACUGCUCCUCUAUUUGUCUUUGGAUGGAUAACACUCUGUAUAGGAGAAUACUCAUUAAUUGUGAACACAGCUACAGAGACUGCAACUUUCCAACCUCAGGAUACUUAUGAAAUCACUCCUCUUAUGAGACCCAUUUAUAUUUUUUUCUUUGUUUCUGUGGAUCUUGCACACAGAUUUGUGGUAAAUAUGCCAGUUCUAGAACAAGUGAAUCAGAUUUUACAUGUCUUGUUUAUAUUUUUACCCUUUCUGUGGGCACUUGGGACUCUGCCCCCACCCGAUGCACUUUUCUUAUGGGCAAUGGAGCAGAUUUUAGAGUUUGGCCUUGGAGGUUCAUGCAUGUCAACUCACCUACGGUUAUUAGUAAUGUUCAUCAUUUCUGCUGGAACGGCUAUAAUAUCAUAUUAUAUUCCCAGCACUAUUGGUGUUCUUCUUUUCAUGACUGGAUUUGGGUUAUUACUGAGUCUUAACCUAAGUGACAUGAGUUUUGUUUUCAAACACAGUAUGAUGAAACACAGAGUAGGAAACAAAUCUGAAGCUUUACCCAGUGGUUCAGAAAAACUGUUUAUGUGGAAGGAAUGUGUUUUGUACAUCAUUGUACUAGUCUUGGCUCUCCUGGAAACUAGUUUGCUACAUCAAUUUGCUGGUUUCUCACAAAUUUCCAAAAGCAGUUCCCAGGAUAUUGUUGGCUAUAUCUUGAUGAUGUUACUUAUAAUAGUGUGGAUACUUAAAGAAAUUCAAAGCAUCUAUAUCUUUGGAAUUUUCCGAAAUCCUUUUUAUCCAAAGGAUGUGCAGACUGUGACUGUAUUCUUAGAGAAACAAACAAAGCUCCUGAAGAUUGGUGUUGUCAGACGGAUAUUGCUAACUCUAGUGUCACCUUUUGCUAUGAUAGCAUUUCUUUCACUGGAUAGUUCCUUACAAGAGCUCCACUCUUUCUCUGUCUCCAUUGGAUUCACAAGAGCUUUUAGAAUGGUAUGGCAGAAUACAGAAAAUGCUUUAUUGGAGACAGCCAUCGUGUCAGCAGUGCACUUGCUGAUCUCUAGUUCAGAUUUAUGGUGGAAUAGAAGCCUGAAUACAGGAAUCAGACUUUUAUUGGUUGGUGUCAUGCGUGAUCGUCUGAUUCAGUUCAUCUCUAAAUUGCAGUUCGCUGCAACUGUACUUGUGACAUCAUGGACAGAAAAGAAGCAACGUCGAAAAACAACUACUAUUUUAUGUAUACUCAAUAUUAUCUUCUCUCCAUUCGUGAUGGUCAUCAUAUUUAUUUCUACACUACUCUCUUCUCCCUUGCUCCCCCUCUUUACCCUGCCUGUGUUCUUGGUGGGGUUCCCUCGACCUAUUCAGGUUUGGCCAGGAGCAGUAGGCACCACAGCCUGUGUUUGUGCAGAUACAGUGUACUACUACCAAAUGGUCCCCAGCUUGACUGCCGCAUUGCAGACUGCAAUUUCAUCUGGAAGUUUAGGUCUCCUCUUACCUGGGUCUCAUUAUUUGGGCCGUUUCCAGGAUCGUUUAAUAUGGAUAAUGAUUCUAGAACGUGGCUAUACUUACUGCUGUAUUAACAUUAAGGGGUUAGAAUUACAAGAAACAUCCUGUCAUACUGCUGAAGCCCAGAGAGUUGAUGAAGUUUUUGAUAGUGCUUUUGAGCAGGAAGAAUACACAAAAGUAUGUUCCCUUAAUGAACACUUUGGGAAUGUCUUGACCCCCUGUACUGUUUUGCCUGUGAGACUAUAUUCUGAUGCCAGGAUUGUCCUAUCUGGCAUAAUUGAUUCCCAUGAAAACUUAAAAGAAUUUAAAGGUGACCUUGUUAAAGUGCUUGUGUGGAUACUCAUUCAGUACUGUGCCAAAAGGCCCACCUUGCAAGAGGAUAUUCAUAAAAGUGAAAGUAAAAGGGAAACACCUCUAGUGAUCCUGCCAGCUUCAAAUACUUCCCCACGUCCAAAGUCCCCAGAAGACACAGAUAGUUUAGAUUCCAAAACUUUUGAAGACUGGUCUGAUGAUAAUAUUUUUGAUGAUGAGCCAACUAUCAAGAAAGGAAAAGAGGGAAAAAAGCAGUUGAAAGAUUUUCCAGGAACAAAUUUGCCUAUUCCAGGAUCAGUAGACUCACAGAGAGUUGGUGAUCAUUCUACAGGUACAGUUCCUGAAAACAGUCUUUAUAAAGCUGUUAUGUUGGGAUACCCUGCUGUUGACAAAGGAAAACAAGAAGACAAGGCAUAUGUCCCUCUUAUGGACUUCAGUUGUUCCUAUUCUCAUUUACUGAGCUUACCUGAAGAAUGGAGGUCUAACUGUAUGCCUAAAGCCAUAAUGAAAGAGCUGAGUUCAUUGUUUCCAGAAGACUGGUACCAAUUUGUUUUAAGGCAGUUGGAAUGUUUCUAUUCAGAAGAAAAGGCCUCAACUCUACUGGAAGAAAUUGCAAAGGAUAAAGUUUUAAAAGACUUUUAUGUUCAUACAGUAAUGACUUGUUAUUUUGGUUUAAUUGGAAUAGACAAUGUGACUCCUAGUCCUGGUCAUAUAUUAAGAGUUUUCAAUGGUGUUUUACCCUGGUCUGGUGCCUUGGAUUGGCUCACAGAAAAACCAGAACUGUUACAACUAACUUUGAAAGCAUUCAGGUAUACUCUGAAACUAAUGGUUGAUAAAGCAAGUUUAGGCUCAAUAGAAGACUUUAAAGAGCUGGCCAGCUGCCUUCAUGAAUAUGAAAGUGACUGGUACAUUGGUUUAAUAUCAGAUGAAAAAUGGAAGGAAUCAAUUUUACAAGAAAAGCCAUGCUUGUUUGCUCUGGGAUAUGAUCCGAAUAUGGGAGUUUAUACUGGGAGAGUACUGACCCUUCAAGAAUUGUUGAUACAAGUUGGGAAGUUAAAUGCAGAAGCUGUUAGAGGUCAGUGGGCCAAUCUUUCAUGGGAAUUGCUUUAUGCCACAAACGAUGAUGAGGAGCGUUAUAGUAUACAAGCACAUCCUCUACUCCUAAGAAACCUUACAGUUCAAGCGGCUGAUCCUCCUCUGGGAUAUCCAAUUUAUUCUUCAAAACCUCUCUGUAUACGUUUGUAUUAGAGCCCAUUUUGACUUAUAAAUGUAAUAUCAUCAACGGAUGUUUUACUAGAAAAGUAACAAUGUAAACUUCUUGUAACUUUAGUGGACUUUUUCCUGCCCCAAGGAUGCCUUUAAAAAGUUAAGCUUCAUAGAAUGAAUUCCCUUAAUCAUCUAACGGUUUAGAAAAACAUUAAUAACAGCAUCUUUAUGUCUAACAUAAAGUUAGAAAUUGGCCAAUAUUUGUGCCCUAUGGAUUAUGGUAGGCUUUGAUAAAUACAAUAAAACAUUUUUAUAUAAUUAGAAAUUAAAUUUGUGUUGCUUUCUUAAGUGUUUGAUAGGUGACUGGCCUUUAAAAAAGUCAACAGUUAUGUAAUUUUUACAUACAUAAAAAAUAUACAUACCAGUGUUUUUAAAUCCAUUUAAGGGUUAAUGUAUACAUAUAUUUAUUUAAAAUAUAAUUUUUAUAGUCUUUUUAAAUGUUGUACUGUUUUAACAUUUCAUGAUUUCAUACUGAUGUAUUUAUGUCAUGUACCUCAACUCAGAAAUCUUAACAACUUUUAAUAAAAUCUUUCCAAUAAAAUCUUCUCCCUCUUUUCCAAAUAUCUUUUUUUAACAUAUGUGAAAGAAAUAGUGCUCAUCCCAUGCAUUGUGUGAAUGUACAGGAAGAGCAAUUUGAGGGUAAUCUGAGUGUGCCUGCUCAUUGAUCUGAUUCCUUAUGCAUUUAUUUUCAAAUGAAUUUCUUGAUUCAAAAAAAAAAAAGACCUCCCCAAAAGGACUACCAAUUAUUAAUGUCUUAAGGUAUAUUAACUAAAGUUAGAAGAUGGAGAUAAUUUUUUCAUAAUGUGAUCGGAAUUUUAUUUUUAUCCUCUUGCUACUUAGGAACAUUUUACAAAUACUUAUAAAAGGGAUGAACAAUGAAAUCUGCAUCAGUUGAGACAAUGAAUUUCCUCUACUUAUUUAAUUUCCAACUAGAUCUAUAGGAGCCUGCUAGAUUGGUAAUGUAGUGAUGUAUUCUUCUUAGAAAUAAUUAAAAUUAUUUUAAAUGUACCUGUUUUUUUUAUUAUUGUUGUUAUUAUCAGUCCAUUUAUUUACUGUGUAGACCAGUUUACUCUUAACAUUAAAGGAUAACUUUUGAACUAA
This is a messenger RNA of Marmota monax (woodchuck), 5152 nucleotides long. RefSeq names its product pecanex 4 (gene Pcnx4). The record is from RefSeq and is a predicted model, not a curated record. Lineage: Eukaryota; Metazoa; Chordata; Mammalia; Rodentia; Sciuridae. Gene Ontology annotation, cellular component: membrane. The coding region runs from base 479 to 4033 and encodes 1184 amino acids. The transcript is spliced from 11 exons.